AUGUUGACACAUGAUGACUACACAGUUGGAUGGAUCUCGGCAUUGCCAUUGGAGAUGGCGGCUGCCCAGCUCCUUCUUGACCAAGUACACCCGGAUCUGCCACAGCCAGCUCGAGACUGCAAUACCUAUGUUCUGGGCGAGAUUGCAGGCCACAAUGUUGUCAUAGCAUGUCUCCCAUCCGGAGUCUAUGGAACCACAUCAGCAGGAGCAGUGGCUCAACACAUGCUGUCAACAUUUAGCUGCAUCCGCUUCGGUAUGAUGGUGGGUAUCGGUGGCGGCGUUCCGUCCGAAUCUGCCGAUAUACGGCUCGGGGAUGUCGUUGUGAGCAAGCCAAUAGGCGUCCUGCCAGGAGUCGUGCAGUAUGACUACGGUAAAACCAUUGUCAAUGGGCAGGUCGAACGGACGGGCACCCUAAACAGACCGCCACAAUCGUUGCUGACAGCAUUAUCUAAGGUGGAGUCUCGACGCUUGCUUGGCAGAUCGCGGUUUGAGCGAUACGUAGCGGAGUCGUUAGAAAGAACGGAGUCCUCGACUCCUGCAUUCAAGCAUCCAGGUCGGGACGAAGACAAGCUCUACAACGCUUCCCUUAAUCUUCCACGUAUAGAGUGCUUUGUUGGUAGAGACAAAGAGCUCGCAGAGGUUUAUAAGCAACUUCGCUCUCCUAAUUCUACUGGAAUAGUCACCCUGCAUGGACUUGGAGGAAUCGGAAAGACUCAGCUGGCAGCAGCUUACGCACUCCGCCAUCGACACGAGUACUCCGCCAUUUUCUGGUUUGAUGCCUCAGAUGUGACGAAACUAGUCCAUUCUUUCUUGGCUGCUGCCAGACGCAUUCGUUUAGACCACAACUCUUUUGCUGACUUUAGUAGUUCCAACUAUAAUAAUGAUCCCUUCAAGGGUGUCAAAGCUGUAAAGGACUGGUUGAAUCAAAAGCACAACUUACAUUGGCUUUUGAUAUUCGACGACCAUACUGUCUCUGAAGCUGACAGGCCACGUGAUGAAGGAAAUACUGAUCUCAAAAGUUGUCUACCUGAGGUCCUACAGGGUCAUGUUCUCAUCACAACUAGGCUUUCUGAUGCCUAUCUUGGCCACCGUGUGAAAGUUAGAAAACUUGAAGAUCCUAGGCAGGGACUUGAAGUUUUGUCUGCCUCCUUAAACCGACCAAACAUAGAUGCAGAUCCAUAUGCCCAUGAACUUACCAAGGAACUGGAUGGAGUUCCGUUGGCACUUGCAUCCGCGGCUGCAUACAUGUCCCAAAUCGGAACAAGCCCUCGAGACUACCUUCAGUUAUACAGAGACUCCUGGCACCGCCUUCAAGAAAGCAGCCCACAAUUGCCUGGAUAUGAGAGGUCAAUGCAUUCUACGUGGUCCAUCUCAUAUUCUCAAAUAUCCGCACAGAACAAUCUAUCCUGCUUGCUUCUUGAAUACUGGGUGUUCCUGGAUUGUCAAGACUUGUGGCAUGAGCUUCUCGAUGAUACGAGUGCACCCUGGACAGACAGCACUUUGAAGCUCCUCUCUGAUCAAAUUACAUUUAACCAGGCGAUAAGGGUACUUUGCGCUUAUGGUAUGGCCGAGGUCAAUCCGUAUAUUGCAGACGAUCGCAUUCAAUCACAAAGUUAUAGAUUGAACAAAUGCGUACACUCUUGGGCAUUUGACUACCUUCGAUCAGGGCAACGCUCCGCGUCAGCGUGGAGGGUGCUGUAUUGUGUUGUCAGAUAUACGGAUCCGCGGGAGCCUGUGAACCAGAGGGUUUGCCAGCGCCUUGUGCCUCACGCCAACCGGCUAUUGCAAUUGAUAUCUAACGGAACUCUACUCCCCGACAGAGAGAGUAUUUGGGUAGUUGGCUUACUACCCUUACUCUACAAACUUUAUACCAAAGCCAGCGAACGAAUCUCUUUGGGCUACACGAUUUACCUGACUUCUUCGAACGUCGAUUAUUUUGAGAAGCGGUUUUUCGCGGGUUCCGAACGGCCGCACCGGUUGGCUGUAGAGCUAUCGACAAUGCUUGAACGAGCUUAUGACUUGUGGCCGAUUGAAAAAGAAUGGAUAAAUAAGAUACAAUUUUCGAGCUGUAUCAUACUCGCCCUCCGGUACGAUAUCAGACUAGGAGAGCCUAGCAACGCCAAAAAAUGGUAUAAAAUGGCUUUUCAUUUCCGUUCAAAGCGAGCAAAUCAUGACCCGAAUGACUGGACGGGUCAAUUCAUUCGACUCCGGAUCAAAACGAUCUGGGUUACCAAACACUUGGCUCAUCUGUUCAGAUUCUUACCGAGCCUUCGACCCAUUGCGUACUUUAUAUUCUUUAAGGCUAAUCUUUUGUCUUUUAAUCUUCUCGCAGACGUGGUUGCCUUGGUUGUUUAUGUUAGCUCGUGGAGUGCCCUGGAGUGGGGUUAUAUCACGCCAUGGAAGGCUCUUUGCCUUGUUAUCCUAUCCAAGACAUUGCACGACUUGCUUCUCUGCUUCGCAUGGUCGCCAACCGACUGGAUCUUUUAUGCUUUGUCCAUCCCCCUGUGUGUUCUCACCCUUGUUUCUCUCGUUCCUAUGAUCUCGGAUGAAAUCCUCAGCAAAGGCUCGUCUUCAUUACAAUGA
Molecule: messenger RNA, 2583 nt
Organism: Aspergillus bombycis
Lineage: Eukaryota; Fungi; Ascomycota; Eurotiomycetes; Eurotiales; Aspergillaceae
Exons: 3
Coding region: 1-2583 (860 amino acids)
Biological process (GO): nucleoside metabolic process
Molecular function (GO): catalytic activity; ADP binding
Source: RefSeq, a predicted model, not a curated record